Cebus imitator (Panamanian white-faced capuchin) is the source of this 1726-nucleotide messenger RNA. It is a transcript of the gene USP50, whose product is annotated as ubiquitin specific peptidase 50. Gene Ontology annotation, molecular function: cysteine-type deubiquitinase activity. Gene Ontology annotation, cellular component: midbody; cytosol; extrinsic component of endosome membrane. Lineage: Eukaryota; Metazoa; Chordata; Mammalia; Primates; Cebidae. Gene Ontology annotation, biological process: protein K48-linked deubiquitination; endosome organization; protein K63-linked deubiquitination. The record is from RefSeq and is a predicted model, not a curated record.
AUGACUUCCCAGUGGUCUCCCCCUGCAGAUGACUUCAGUAUCUACUAUGUCCUCGCAGAGUGCACAGAUUACUAUGAUACCCUUCCAGUUAAGGAGGCUGAUGGGAACCAGCCCCAUUUUCAGGGAGUCACUGGCCUGAGGAACUUGGGCAACACAUGCUACAUGAAUGCCAUCUUACAGUGUCUCUGAAGCAUCUCACCACUGGUGGAAUACUUCCUCUCUGGAAAGUACAUCACUGCUCUUCAAAACGAUUGCAGUGAGGUUGCCAUGGCUUUUGCCUACCUGAUGACAGACAUGUGGCUUGGAGACUCAGACUGUGUCUCAACAGAAAUAUUCCGAUCAGCUCUUGGCAACCUCUACCCAAAAUUUACGAAAAAGACACAACAAGACGGUCAGGAAUUCUUGAUUUAUGUCCUAAAUGAACUUCAUGAAGCUCUAAAAAAGUACCACUAUCCCUGGAGGAGUUCAUAUGAGAAAGGAUCUACUCAGAGAUGCUGCAGGAAGUCAAUUACCACUGAGACAUCCAUCGUCACCCGGCUGUUUGAAGGGCAGCUCAGUUACCGCAUCAUAUGUUUAAAGAGUGAGAAAUGCACCUACAAGAACGAAGUUUUCACUCUCCUGUCACUCCCCAUUCCAUCCGAAUGUGAAUGCUCCCUUCAGGACUAUCUCCAAUGUUUUUAACAAGACACACUAACCUGAAACAACCAAAUUCACUGCUCCUUUUGUGAAACCAAGCAAGAAACCGCUAUGAGGGCCAGUAUUUCCAAAGCACCAAAAAUAAUUGUUUUUCACCUAAAAAGGUUUGACAGUCAGGGUACAAUGAAAAGGAAGCUGAGAACGGAUAUUCAUUACCCACUCGCUAAAUUGGACCUCACUCCUUAUAUUUCCCCAAUUUUCUGGAAACAUCCUAAAUACAACCUCUGUGCAGUGGUGAACAAUUUUGGUGAUCUAGAUGGUGGCCACUACGCUGCUUUCUGCAAGAAUUCGGUCACACAGGCCUGGUAUAGCUUUGGUGACACGGUCAGUGAGAUUCCAGGUACUUCCGUUCAAAACGCUACAGCCUAUCUCCUGUUCUAUAGCUGUCAGCCCUUUUCCAUACCGACACAAAAGUGUUAAAAGCCAGGAAAAUGGUGUUUCUGGAACACUGCAAAACAAGCAAUUAGCAUGUGGUGGUAGAGUUUUGUCAUUAAACUCUUACAACGGACUUGCAUCAUUAACAUUUUUAUGUCUUUCGGGAAUGUUAUACAACCUUUUAUCUUAACGUAAGUCUGUUGUCCAGAAGAGGGGUGCUGGUUCACUGGAAAAGGCAGUGUGAAGAUAAUGCAAUGCUAAUGGACAGAGGCCUUCAAAACACUGCAGAUUACAUAGUGAGUUCAGGUUUUAAAAUUCAGUGUUUAUCAGAAAAUAUCUCAUAUAUAGUCAACAAAUUAUUUUCCAAAGAUACUUCAUGGAGCUAAACAAAAAUAAUUUUUGUUCAAAUGGCUCUUUGAGUUUAAGAAUGUGAUCUGGAUAUAUCUGAUACAAUAAUUUAGCCAAUAAGUAAGUGGUAAGUUUCUUACACUAAUUGUAAAACAUGAAAAGCUUUCAGCUUCACAAUUUGAACCCCAUCCUUUCAUCUUCUCCCUGAGAGCCUGCUAAUGGUGAUCUCUUUCUGAAGUACUUUUAGAAUCUUAUUUUUAUAUGGAGUGUUUUACUGACUACACAUAUAGCAACUGAGUCCCUUGGU